UUCAAAGCCCUCCCAGAAAAAUAUCCAUUCCCUCAAGCCCCAAUCUCACUCUAGAGAGAGAGAGAGAGUGAGAGUCUGUUCUGGAAAGGUCUGAUCUCUUUCUGUUGGUAAUUAUUAGGGUUUUAAGUGUUGUGGUGAUUGAAAGGUGCUGAGGAGAAAGUCUCUGUACUUUUUUUUUCCUUCUUCCUCUGGGUUUUGGCUGCCUUUACUGCUAAAUCUGAUAGUUUAUUGCAGAGAAUAAAGCACCGUUUACAUUUAUCAACCCCAAAACUCUUCUUGCAAAAUCACCUCUUGAUAAUCAUCCGAGCAUCUGCUUUCUGCCCAUUUCAAUAAAUUGACAAGGAAUAGUUUGUGAAGUGUGGAUUUUUGAAAAGUGUGAUUGCAGUAUGGGUUAUCUUUGUGAUUUUUGUGGGGAGCAAAGAUCCAUUGUGUACUGUCGGUCUGAUGCAGCUAGUUUAUGUUUGUCCUGUGACCGCAAUGUCCAUUCUGCAAAUGCCCUUUCGAGACGUCACUCGAGGACACUAGUUUGCGAAAGGUGCAAUUCUCAGCCAGCUUUUGUUAGAUGUAUUGAGGAAAGGAUAUCUCUUUGCCCGAAUUGUGACUGGGUGGGGCAUGCUGGUUCAAAUGUAAGUCCUGCACAUAAGAGGCAAGCUGUUAACUGUUACUCUGGUUGCCCCUCAGCUGCAGAACUUUCUGCAAUUUGGUCGUUCCUCUUAGAUUUACCGUCAGUUGGAGAUUCUACUUGUGAGCAGGGGAUGGGUUCAAUGAGCAUUUCUGAUAACAAGCCAAGGGAUUGUCAAGGUUCCCAAGGAAAGAACAAUACUCAAGAUGCAUCCUUUCUGGUAGAAGAUAGUGACCUGAAUAACAUGGAUGUGAAUAAAGCAACAGUUUGCAUAGAAUCAUGCACUUCACUUGACCCCAAGUUACAGAAUGCGGAUCAGCUGGCUGGAUCUUCUAACUCUGUUAUGCCCAAGGUCUUCUUACCUGGAGAGAAGGGGCCUGUUGAAUGUGAGGAUGAUGGUUUCUAUGAUGAGUUUAAUAUGGAUGAGGUUGACUUAAGUAUUGAGAAUUAUGAAGAACUUUUUGGUGUAGCUCAUAAUCCUGAAGAUCUUUUUGAUAAUGAUGGAAUUGAUGGAUUAUUUGGCCUGAAGGACAUGUCUGGAUCUGACUGCCACGGUGCUUACCCUGAGGGAUCAUCAGUUGGAGGAAUGAAGAUGCAACCAGCAUGUAGCAAUGCAGCAUCUGCAGAUUCAGUUGUCAGCUGUAAGACCGAACCCAACUUGUGUUUUACAAGGCAAGCACACUCCAGCCUCUCAUUUUCUGGCCUUAAUGGAGAGACUAGUGCCGCUGAUUAUCAAGAUUGUGGAGUGUCUUCAAUUGUAAUCAUGGGAGAGCCACCAUGGGGUCCUCCAGGCCCUGAAAGUUCUAUUCCCCCCUCUAGCAGGAGUGAUGCUGUCAUGCGUUACAAGGAGAAGAAGAAGACACGAAAAUUCGAGAAGAAAGUAAGGUACGCAUCUCGCAAGGCAAGAGCAGAUGUAAGGAGGCGGGUAAAGGGACGGUUUGUCAAGGCUGGUGAUGCGUAUGAUUAUGAUCCAUUGAGCCAAAGCCGAAGCUGCUGAGUAAAAUCUCCAGCUCUUCGAUUAAGGAAAGGAGAGAUCAACACUAAAUUGGGGAUACUAAAUGAAUGAAUGCAUUAUUUGCCCUUGCGUGACCAAUUGUCUGGUUGUGUUGCAGGGGUUAAAUUGAUAUUUUCAUAUAGAGCUGGUUAAAAGCAACUGAUUUCUCUGUUUCUCCUGCAAGUCCUACAUACACAUAUUGAUCAUGCCAAGAAAGGAGGAUAUCUUACUACGUUGCCAGCUAGAGUAGAUUAUUACUGCCUAUGAAAGGGUUGAAGCUAACAUGGUCGGCCAUCUCUUCUAGGUACAGAAUCCGGUUGUAACUCUGGCCGGUAUUCUUUGAUCUAAUAUGUUUCUGUCUCUUCCUGCUACUCCUGGUAUCUCUAUCUGGGUGCCAAAAAACUGUGAGAUGGCAAAGAUUUACCAUCUGAAGAUUCGACCAUUGUUUGGACAUUUCUGAGAUCAAGGUACUCCAUGUCCGGACCUUGGGUAGCGCGAAUGACUACAUAACGAGAAAAGCUUUGUCCAAAAAACAGCAGCAUUGGUAUUGUAUUCUAUUCUUUUCGUCUUCUUCAGUUAGUCUGGAUAACAUGUACAGCAUAAGUUCAUCCGAUACACGUUAGGAUGAUUGCAAUCUGCAGACACUUUAUAAUUCCCAUCUUAACUUAUUCAUUGUAAAUGUGAGGAAAAUUUGGUACUCA
This is a messenger RNA of Sesamum indicum (sesame), 2317 nucleotides long. Its product is annotated as zinc finger protein CONSTANS-LIKE 9. The record is from RefSeq and is a predicted model, not a curated record. NCBI's taxonomy places the organism in Eukaryota, Viridiplantae, Streptophyta, Magnoliopsida, Lamiales, Pedaliaceae. Gene Ontology annotation, molecular function: protein binding; zinc ion binding.